Messenger RNA from Sardina pilchardus (European sardine), 1340 nucleotides. It is a transcript of the gene grapa, whose product is annotated as GRB2 related adaptor protein a. The record is from RefSeq and is a predicted model, not a curated record. Gene Ontology annotation, molecular function: epidermal growth factor receptor binding; phosphotyrosine residue binding. The transcript has 5 exons. Lineage: Eukaryota; Metazoa; Chordata; Actinopteri; Clupeiformes; Clupeidae. Gene Ontology annotation, cellular component: plasma membrane; COP9 signalosome; cytoplasm. Bases 437 to 1081 code for a protein of 214 amino acids. Gene Ontology annotation, biological process: signal transduction; regulation of MAPK cascade.
CUGAUUUUCUCACAUGCUCUCUCACAGUCAGAUGUGCCUCCGUCGGCUUAGUCUUUCUGUCUCUCAGUGUGUGUGUGUGUAUGUUUGUGUGUGGUGUGUGACGGAUCGCACGCCAGUUCAUCAGCGAAGCCAGCGAGCGUGGAUGCCCUCUCCUCCUCCUCCUCUCUCUCUUCUCCCCCUCUCUCUCUCUCUCUCUCUCCGUCUCUCUCUUCACUGUGUGCACUGUUGCAGCUGCUCAUAGCCCGGCACCUCUCUGAGGCUGUGUGGAUCUCUCGGAUCUCCCUCUCCCCCUCUGUGCCCUCCCUGCUGCUCUCGAGUCAGGCAGGACAAGGACCCAGGACCCAGGACCAGGUCAGGCUCCCCGCGUCUCCCCGCGUCCCCCCACGCCGCCCCUCUCUCCCUGGACUCCAGCAUCCACAGCGGAGGGGGUCCCAGGAUGGAAGCGGUGGCGCUCUACACGUUCCGGGCCACAGAGAGCGAUGAGCUCAGCUUCCAGAAGGGUGACAUCCUCAAGAUUACUAACAUGGAGGAUGAUCCUAACUGGUACACAGCAGAGUUGAUGAGCAGAAAGGGCUACGUGCCCAAGAACUAUAUCAAUGUAAGACCACACACGUGGUUCGCUGGCCGCAUCUCUCGGAAUGUAGCGGAAGGCCGCUUGAGGCCCCGGGAGUGUGGAGCCUUCCUGGUGCGGGAGAGCGAGAGCGCACCUGGGGAAUUCUCCAUGUCUGUCAGUUAUGGGGACCAUGUACAACACUUUAAGAUCCUUCAAGACAGGGGAUCCCAUUAUUUUGUUUGGGAUGAAGUUUUUCCCUCUCUAAACCAACUGGUGGAAUUCUACCGAACCAACAGCAUCGCAAAGGAGAGAACUGUGUUCCUGAGGGACAGUGAUCACUCAAUAAGGCGGCCCCGACACGCCCAGGCCCUGUUCGACUUCCACCCCCAGCACACCUCCCAGCUGCGCUUCCAGCGCGGCGACGUCAUCGACCUCCUGGACUGCUCCGACUUGCAGCGGUGGAAGGGCCGGUGUCACGGGCGAGUGGGCUUCUUCCCGCCAGAGUACGUCCAGCCGGUUUACCACUGACCACCAGGGACGCACGAGAUAACAGUAGUCUAGCAAGCAAACCGGUGGUGAACAAGGAAACCGACGUAUCUUCCAUGAACUGCUCACUGAACUGCUCGUCCAUCCAAUGCACUGUCAUAAUUCAACUGAUGAAUGGUCAAUGGGUGAUAUUGGGAUUCAUUGAUAAUGAUCCAAAAAAAUAUGCUGCGUUAAAAGGUGCAGUCCGCGAUUCCCAUCCCAGAGACUUUUGUCAGAUUCAGUGAAUUGUUCCUCACAUUCC